This is a messenger RNA of Trypanosoma grayi, 1617 nucleotides long. Its product is annotated as nuclear RNA export factor 1/2. The record is from RefSeq and is a predicted model, not a curated record. Gene Ontology annotation, biological process: poly(A)+ mRNA export from nucleus. Lineage: Eukaryota; Euglenozoa; Kinetoplastea; Trypanosomatida; Trypanosomatidae. Gene Ontology annotation, molecular function: RNA binding; protein binding. Bases 1 to 1617 code for a protein of 538 amino acids. The transcript has a single exon. Gene Ontology annotation, cellular component: nucleus.
AUGAGUCGCCCGUACAGCAAACACAGAGGCCGAGGCGGCGGUGGAAGUGGCCGUGGUAACUUCGGCCGUGGCCAUGCGUCGCAGAGCGACAACGCGCCAAGCGGGCGCGGUGGCCGUUGGAAUGGACGUGGCGGUUGGCAGGGAGGCAAGAACAACCACAACAACAAUAACCAUAACAACAACAGUAAUAAUAAUGAUAAGAACAGUGGUGGUGUAGGUGGUGGUGGUGGUGCGGCGGCUUCUGUGAUGACGACGCUAUUGGAUCUACUCUUCCAAAAGUCGUCCGGCACCAUCUUCUGUCCAGCGAACGGUAUGCUGGACCUUUCGAACUUCCACGACUCUCCGGACCUCGCCAGCGUGCAGCGCAGUGUAGAUUUCAGCAGCGUGGCCUUCUGCAAGAGCCUGGCCGAUGUCGUCAAGAAUCGCAUCGGGACCUCGCUGCGUAUUCUUGUCCUCAACAACAAUAACAUACGCAAGCUGUCGUCGUUUCUGACAGCACUGGAGGAGGCCGACGUGCACCAUGGCGUGACGACUAUAUCUGCAACAGGCAACCCGAUUUCCGACCUCACCUUCCUUGGGCCGCUGAAGAAGUACGGCAGCCUCGUAGAGUUGCUUCUGGAGGGUGACCCCGUCACGACACGAAAUGACUACAGGGCGCAAGUGACCAAGAGCCUGCCCAAGCUUAUGAUGCUCGACCGCGUGUUGAUUGACCGCGCACUCUUGCGUCUGCCCAAUCCUCUGCCCGCCAAUCUCCACGAGGCGCAGAUCAGCGUGCUGCAGUUCCUUGAAGCCAGCAUGUUCGCCGCUGCUGCCGCUGGCAACUACGACGCGAUGGUGAACAUGUACACACCCGCCGCAGUGUUCAGUGUGAGCCGGGCAGAGGAGCCCAUCCCACGCCGCCUGCCCCUCGACGCGACGCACAACUGCCAGAUGCUGAGUGCACCCCAGCGAAACAUCAUAAACAAUGAUUUCGCCAUACUCCGCAAGCACAUACAGUGGCGGAACAUCUUCAGCGAUGUACACUCCCUGCGCAACAUUUCUACCGGCCGCGCAAAGGCAUCUUUGGCCCUCCAAUCGAUUGGUGGCGGCUCAAAGAAAUUCAUCAGUAUCUCGCACGAGCUAAACGGAAACGCCAAUGUUGCCUUCCUCUCGCAUAACAUGAAGGUGCCGACGUGCGUGCUGACCGUCCAUGGCCGGCUGUUCUGGCAUUGGGCUCCGAAGAACAGCGACGGUUCUAAUGUGCUGCCAGAAAAUGUGACGCCAUUCUUCAGCUGCUUCUUUGACCGCACCAUGACACUGCUGCUGGACAAUGCCACCUCCACGUGGUCAAUCCAAAACGACAUGAUAUUCCUGCGUCCUGACCGCACAGUGGUGCAUGAGAAUGGGACCCCAAGCUCACCACUCUUCUUCGCCAACGACUCGACGCGUGUGGAGGCCAUGCGGCGCCGCUACCUACCGAAGGCCACGCCGGAAGUUAUGCAGACUAUAAUUGAGCACCUUGGUAGCGACGCGGAUCUGCAGGCAUUCGCUACGGAGCACCUGACGAACCUGCCACAGGAACGUGUGAUGCAGGCACUUGAAGACCGCGCCGCCAUGCUGGAGCUUCUCAGGGGAUAG